AUGACAGAAUUGGAGGAGAAAUCGCUUCUUCAAUAUAUGUUGGAUAUGGAUGAAAGAGGGUUUAGUCCUCGAAUAAGUGAUAUAGAAGAUAUGGCGAAUUAUAUACUCGAAACGCGGGGUACGAAGAAGGUUGGAAAGCUCUGGGCUCAUCGUUUUGUGAAACGAUAUACAGAAUUAAAGACGCGUUUUAAUUGCGUUUAUGACUUUCAAAAAGCUCUCUGCAAAGAUUCAGAGCUUAUUGAAAGAUGGUUUCGAUUGGUAUCGAAUAUGCAGACCAAAUAUGGUAUUCUGGACUGCGAUUUCUACAACUUCGAUGAGACAGGCUUUAUGAUGGGACAAAUAUCAUUAUAUAUAACAGAUAAUAAAACAGAUCUUGAAUGGAUUAAGCACUUCAACAAACAUACUGAAAGUAGGAAAAUGAGUAAAUAUCGAAUGCUAGUGCUUGAUGGGCAUGAAAGUUAUAAAUCGCCAGCAUUUCAGGAAUACUAUAAGGAACACGAUAUUAUAUUAUUUAGUUUAUCACCUCAUUCUUUGCAUUUAACUCAACCAUUCGAUAUCGAUUGUUUUGGUCCUUUAAAGUAUUCAUAUAGUCGACAAAUCGAGAACUUUAUCAAGGCGCAUAUCAUUCAUAUUACCAAAACCGAGUUCUUUCAAGCCUUCAAAGCUGCAUAUAUCGAAGCAAUAUCUAUAUCAAAUGAGCUCUUAGCUCAUGCGAAUACGCUUUUAGCUGCUGAGGUUCAUAGUCUCCGCAAAGCAAAUGAAGCACUUAGUAAACGCCGGAGAGCUAGAAAAGCUUUAAUACGAAAAGGAGGAGUACUUUCAGUAGAAGAUGAACAUAAUAUAUUAGAACAAGAGAAUGUAGAAGAUCAGAUACGACGCGAUGAAUUUACAAAUGGUGAUUCUUCAGCAAGGAGGCAAGCUACUAUACGACGAUGUAGCAAAUGUGGUAGUGCUUUACAUAAUGCACGAACUUGUCAAUUAGAUCCAGCAUUAGUUGGUCUUUGA
Molecule: messenger RNA, 1005 nt
Organism: Sclerotinia sclerotiorum 1980 UF-70
Lineage: Eukaryota; Fungi; Ascomycota; Leotiomycetes; Helotiales; Sclerotiniaceae
Exons: 3
Coding region: 1-1005 (334 amino acids)
Cellular component (GO): nucleus
Molecular function (GO): DNA binding
Source: RefSeq, a predicted model, not a curated record